Molecule: messenger RNA, 2504 nt
Organism: Amphimedon queenslandica
Lineage: Eukaryota; Metazoa; Porifera; Demospongiae; Haplosclerida; Niphatidae
Exons: 6
Coding region: 156-2162 (668 amino acids)
Biological process (GO): proteolysis
Molecular function (GO): cysteine-type endopeptidase activity
Source: RefSeq, a predicted model, not a curated record
AAAUUCAUUCUUAAAAUAGCCGCAAUAUGCAAUAUUAAAAAUAGCCUUACAAAUAAGGAGAUGCUUGCAUGUAGAAGCUGUAUAAGCUGUCUUGAUCUUAUCACACGUGAUAUUAGCAGUGAUUUCACAUAAAAUUGCUUAUUCAAUGCUAUCACAUGAUUCUAACCCAUCUGACUAUGGACUUAUCUCAUAGAGAAAAAGAAUACAACAUCUCAAGAAAUAAUGGCCUAUGCGUGAUUUUCAAUAAUGUCAACUUUAAAAAUAUGGAAAGAAGGCUUGGAAGCCAUGAAGAUUCCAUACAAAUCGCAGAAACAUUCAGAUCCUUGGGCUUUGAAGUGUACACACACAUUGAUUGCACUUGUGAACAAAUGCGUUACUACCUUUCAAAUUUGAGGAAUGGACAAAAUAACAUCUCUUGUCUGUUCAUUGUUUUUCUGAGUCAUGGUGACAAGGAUGGAAUAUAUGGAGUGAUGGAGGAACGCAUCACAUUCACCGAAAUACAGAGUUGCUUAGUUAUGCACUUGAGACAUUUAGAAAAUACGAUUCCAGUAGUAUUUAUUUUUCAAAGCUGUCGAGAUGGAGAAAGGCCAAGCAAGGAUAUAAUCAAAUACCCAAGACCUAUCAGUGAUCAUUUCUUGUUAGUAUUUGCAACACAGCCUCACUGCAAGGCUUAUCGGGACCAUGAAAAAGGCAGUCUCUUUAUACAGUGUCUCUUAGCUGCAAUAAAGGAGGAACCACAAGAGACAAACAUGCUAAGUAUCCUAACGCGCACUAACUGCCUGCUGGGAGAGUCAGAGUGGAACAAAGAGACUAAUCAACGCCUUCAGUUUAAUUCACUGUUGCUAAAAGAUCUUCAUCUACCAAUUAGGAGACAGCUACAAUAUGGCCAACUAGAUCGGAAUUCUUGCAGCAAUAGUGAUGUCAGCACAGAGAGCACACAAGGAGAAGAAGAAAGCUCAUUAUAUAGAACUAUCAAGCCAGGAUUUCCAACCACUAUUCUCAAAUGUGGGCUUUGCCUUAUAUUAAAUAACAGCUCACAUCACAAACAAGAAGCACAUGACAAGCUGAAGAAGAAAAUGGAGGAACAAGGCUACUGUGUUCUCUCCUUCAAUAACAUCAAUUGGAGCAGCAUGAAAAUUUUGCUAGAAAUGGCUAGUAAAGUUGCCUGCGAAAAGUUCUUGCUAUUUGUGCUCAGUGAGGGAGAGCAGGAAUUAGUAUAUGACACUAAUCAAAAAGAGAUAAAAAAGAGACAGAUAAUUGACUUCUUCAUGGGUGCUGAUAAUCCAAUGAGAGAUACGCACAAGUUAUUUUACUUUCAAACAACUAUCAGUGAGCCAAAUGGAGCAGAAGCUCAGAAAAAAGAGAGGAGUACAAGAGAAAGCUUUCUUCUUCCUAGCAACUCUAUCUGCUAUCAAAUCUCAUCAGAAUCUUCACUCAUACCUUGCUUUCUCAAAACUAUGCAAGAGUACAAAGAAGAAUUUACAAAGCUGCCACUAAGAGACAUAUUAGCCCAUACAAGGAAGGAAGGAAAAAAGAGUGUUUCCCCAAAGGAAAUUAUAUGCUUCCAUGGCAGUUCAAAUCCAUCACAUAAUGAGCAUGCUGCUGAUAUGACAGUACAUUGCAACAAAGAAGACAUGUUGCUAGGAUAUUUGAUGUUAGUACCACAAAUUAAACUGACCAUUAAUCUCAAACUAAGGAAGAUCUAUACAAAAGAAGCUAUCAGUGGAACAGAACAAGACACUUUCUUUUGCUUGUUCUUCUUUCAUGAAUAUGAUGACAUCACCGGACAAAGUCUACAAACCUUUGAGGCAACAUUAACAGGCCAGGCACAAAAAAGCAAAGACCUCAUUAAAGCAAGAAGCAUCUGCCUGAUAGAGGAGGAACUACAUAAAAUUAUUGACAAUACAAUCAAAUCCUUUCCAGUAACAGAAGCAUUAAAGCAAGAGCUUCACACUUACCAAAUGUGUUCAAGGUGGACGAUGACAGCUUUUUUUGAAAGCAUGACUCAAACACAAUGCACCGAUCCUAAGGAUGUGAUGCGUGUCCACAGUGAGUAUGCUGAUUUCUCCCUUGGAGUGGUCAAACUUAUAAGAAACGAAUUAGAGAAAAUCAAAGAUCAAACUCCACACAUCGAUCAGCCAUUAGAAGAGCAGAAUAAAUAAGCAAAGGCUAGUGAUAUGACCAUAUCAAUUGACAGUCAUCUCCACAAAAAACAAACUGCAAUCAGUGUGAAAACAAAGGUACUACAGCAGGUACCAUAGUGUACAUGGACAACAGAGUCAAUUUGUAUUCAAGAAACAUCAAUUUACUAUUAAUAUACAUUCUAUAACAUUUUUAACUGAAAAUCAAAUUUUUGACAGUUAUUGUUGGACUAUUGUUCUUCUCCACAAUGAGAAAAUAUAUUCACGCAAGUAACUACCGGACAUAACUAAUCACUAUUAUAAGUUAUUUUUAGGGAUGAUGUAAUUUUGUGACUAUUUUUACAGUUUUAAUCUGAACUGCUA